ACUCUGCUUGGGCCAGUUUACUCCAAACGUCGGCAGGUAAUGUACGUGCGAGCCGUACGUGCGAUAACUGUGGAUGAUAAACCCAUCAGGGAGUUGCGAUAAGCAGUCAGUGUUCUCCAUGGAGCGUCAGGGACCCUCGAGAAAUGCAGUUGGCGACUGGCAGUGGUCAGCAGCUCACAAGGACCCCGUUCCCCUGCAAGAAUUGAGCCAAGACUUCAUCAGUAACACCAUUCAGGGCAUAACUAAAGAAAAUUUCCUCGAACAUAAGGCAAAGCUAAAGCAAAUGGGGAGUCUUCUCAGGGUGUCCCUACCACUGCGAGUGAGGACAGCUCUUUUGAGGAAGGUCGCAUCAAAGCAGCUAGUUAUCACUUCUCACCAAUUAUCCUCAUUCAUUCUGUUAUAUCUUGCGGCAGAUGUUAGGCAUAUAUCUCUAAGUGCUUUUAAAAGUGACAAAAGGUACAUACACCUAGAGGAGGAAGAAAGUGAUAUCUUGCGUAACGAACUUGGAGGGAAUUUCCAGUUCAGCAUGGAAGUACUGGAGCUAGAUGGCGUGUCAUUAGAGGAAUCCCUAUUCGUUGAACUUUUGCAAAGAUCUCCUCACCUACAUUCUGUACGUGUUUCAGGAGCGAACUGCCUGCACAUACUCCAGUACUUAAAAAUUCAUCCCAUUCCAUUACGUUCACUCUUCCUCGACAACUGUACUGUUACAGACGAAGACGUUGUCAAAGGAAUUCUUGGCUAUGAUACAGAUCUCGAGGACGACCUCACCUGUCCUGAACGCGAUACUGGUCACUCAAAAAAUAUCAAAUAUCCUUCCGAUUCAUUAGUUUCACUGACUGUCCUUUCACCAUUCCUUACGGUGUUUGGAGCUAUGGCUUUACUUCACCAUCUUAAAAACUUAGGCCAUUUACAGUACAACUCUUGGAACACAUCUGCUGGUGACUCUCUUCCUUUACUACAGCAAUUUAUUCCAGUUAACUCAACAUUUUCGCUGAACUCCAUGAGUUUGUUUCGACCAAAAGAGGAAGAUAUCACCAGCCUCAGAGAGAUGUGUCCAGGCUUGAGUAAAUUAAUGAUUGAGUGUUAUGACCCAGUGCUAAAGUCCCUUGAGCUUCUUUCACAGUUUGAAAAUCUCUCAGUUCUUCACAUGAGACUUAUCACAGAGGAACUCAUUCUUUCAUCAGUAAGUGCACUAGGACACAGACUUUUAGAGCUUCAUAUUGAAUUCGACGAAUUUACUUACCAACCAUUGGCAUCAGAUACCUUACAUGGCAUAACAAAAAGUUGUCCAAACUUGCAAAAGUUCUUAAUGAGGAAUUUCAGUAUUGAGGUUAGCGGUCGCAAAUGUCUCCCAUCCUCAUCUUCAAUAAGAUUUCCAGCACUGAUGCACCUAACAUUUUCUCAUGCAAGAUUACAUCCUCAAAUUUUAGAACAAUUGCUUAAAGGUAAUAAUGUCUUACAAAGUCUAACUCUGUCUGUCAAUCAGGAUGCAUUAACAGACCAGGUCUUGGAAUCCUUAUGCAAAAAUAAUGAUUUCAGAAGUUUAACUUCUGUCUCAUUUGGGGCUGGCAUGCUCUCUUCUGCAGCCAUUACAUUGCUCGUGUCCCUCCCAGCACUAAGAAGUCUCUCCAUUGUCUUAGCGAACUUUCCAAACAUAUCUGAUGCGACAUUCAGUCGCCUUAAGAAGGUCUUUAUCAAGAGAAAUUAUCUUUGUAUGCUUAAAAAUGUAGCAGAGAUCGAUCUAUGAGACAGGCUUUGUACUUUUCUAGAAUACCAGUAUCAUAAUUUUGCACCCACGCAAAAAGUUCUGCUACUUAUGUCAAGGACAAUUUCUUAUUUAUUUGUGAAAUAGCACCCGUGCACAAAAUAUUUGACUUUGUCUGCUUUUAUAAAAAGUGUGUUCCUCAUAAAACCAAACUGAUAUUCAACCACAUUUCUUGACCUGGGAUAUAUCUACUUCUCGGGAAAUCAUGUUCAUAAUCUGAGGAAAGUCCAAAGCACAUAAUAAUAUUUGUUGAUAUGGAUUUAUUUAUUUUGACGCUGGAAAAGAUACUAGUAUGAUAAUGAAAAUUUACGAUAAUGACUAUUUACACUUCACCAGUCUCAGUUUUAAUAUUAUUUAUAACAAUAAAUGUACAAACGCCAUAAAUAUUUAGAAUAUAUGUACACAUCACAUAAACACACAAGUGAAAUUGAUUUAUCCUUUCUUCAGUUGGUAAGUGAAGACUCGCAUAGUGCUUCAACGUUUAACUACUAAUAAACAUUUAAUCUUAUUAUAGAAAGUUUUUUUUAUCAACAUUUCUAAAAUAUUGUCAGGCUGUGGAUUUGUACUCUUAGUUCCUUUUUCUUUUGAGAUACGAUAUCUAAAAUCACCUCCUUUCUUUUUCUCAACACCCCAGGAGCACUUCAAAACGUUAUGAUACGUCUUUCUCUAAUAUAGGAGUAAGAACUUUUAGGUGUCACUCUAUUUUUACCCAUUCAUCAGACUUUAUAUAUUUUUAAUGGAAUAAAACUUUACUGAAAUGUUUAUUCUGGGAUGUGCCACAACGACUUAAUAAGUGAAGCAAAUUAACAGGGGGGUUUUAGUAAUCAAACACAGGCAAGAAGGACUUUAGGGAAAGCCAGUGAAAGGUUGAAAGAAAGAGCUAGGAUAUUCUGGUGUGAGAGAGAAAAGAAGGUUAGACUCACUAUUAGCUUUAGCUUUUAUUGCCCAAAUAGAUGCUAAAAGUCAAAACAGUAGCUACUGACCAAGCUUCAUCGUCUGAAAAGGAAAUGGAGUAUUUUGAGUUGUUAGAAGCAGGAGUUUAAUGACUAGCUUGUUGAAAGAAGGCCUUUGUUGGUUAUUUGUGAUGACAAGCAUCACCAAAAUCAAUAUGGUUUUAUGUUGUUAUACAAAUGGUGCCUUGGAACUAGAGACUCAACCAACAUGAAUUUUACCAUAGCAUGACGUUUACAGAUUGUUACUUCUUGUAUCUGUAAUUAACCAUCUAGAAUUCUGAUGAUGUAAAAAUGCAUCGUCAAUCACCAAAUCUUGAGAGUUCCUUUGGCUUCUGCAAGGUCAGGAUUCCUGAGUUCCCAGAUAACCCUUGGAAGAGACAGGUUCAUUAGAGUCAUAAGGCAAUGAUACACACAUGUCCUGCAAUCAAGUGAUUUAUUCUAUGGAUUAAUCUUGCUUCCGAUGCAGUGAGGAGGACGGAAUGUAGUUAAUGGUAGGCAGCUCAUGUGUAGGACCAAGAACGAAUGCCACACGUUAAGCAUACUAGUGGAGGCUGCUCUGUGAUUGGUUGGUGAUUAAACUUGGUUUGACAUUUUUUCUCUGCAGGGGUCAUUUUCUUGCUGUAAAGUCGAGUGGUGAGUUGUUCCUGUGAUUGAUUCCUCAUUAACGGCCCCUAUUACAAUGAAUGAGCUUGGAUUCAGGGUCUGGGAACACCACAAUGGUAGUAUUUGUCAGUGUGUCUUUAUUUUUGCUGUAAAGGUAUUCAUUGGACAGGUCUAAUUGAGAAUGUUGGUAUUUACGCUGAGGGCAUAGUUAAGUGGGACCAUAGUAUGUCUGAUGUUGAGUAGAUGGUAAUAAUUUACCAUCCUCAUAAAUUCUUGUAGUCUUGUUAUUAUUGUUGGGGUUGGAUACAUCAUGAUGGUUAUUACCUUGAAGGGUAAAUGUUGGACUCAAUUCAGUGAGACUUAGUGAUCCAGGAACUCACCAGGGUAGUAAUGAUGAUGUACUUGUUGGGGCAGACUGUUCUUCACAGUUCUUGGAGAAAAUGGAGAUGCCGGCAAUGCAGUGUAGUGAACACAGAACGGGAGGUCCUUGAGGAUGCUCUCUAUCAGGCACUGAAAGAUUAUCCCUGAGUUCCGGAGGCUGAACAUCAAGUAGUUGAAGGUGUAUGAACUGAAUAGUGAGAUGAUUUCUGUUAGAAUUUCUUCUUUGUGUAUAGGGACUUGGAGUAACACAUCACAAGGCAUGUCCAGAGGAUGAGGUGCCUGUAUUCUGCAGGAACACCAGGUGCCAUAUGGUUUCUUUAGCAUGUGCAUUGGGGAUACCUAAAGGUUGUAGGCCUACUAGCAAAGGCCCAUCCUUUUCAUCUCCUUGAAGACCUUUUUCAUGACAGCAGUUUGUAUGAGGCAGGCUGCUGAACUUAUAAUGGACAGGGGAGUCUUUGUAUUUUGAUGUUAGGCAUGCUGUACUUUAUAGGGAUGCCAAGCACCUGUUUCAGUUAGGGUUGGAUAAUGUCAAGAAACUCUGCAAAAAAUGAUUGUAGAUCAUGAUACAUACUGCAGAUAUGGGCAGUUGCCUGAGGUCGGAGGAAGCUAGGUCCAGGAGGCAGAGGUGUGCGAUGUCAACGAGUAGCCUGUAGUGCCCGAGGAUAUUAGUGCUGCGCAAAGGCAUUUGGAUGUUAACAAUGAAGUCUCACUCUACUUUGUUUCCUAUGAGGUGGAGGGUAAGCCGUAAGUGUCUGUAUGUUGGUUGAUAGUAAGUGUAGCUUGGUGUCUUGCAGGCAGUGUCGAUCUACGUUUAGCUCCAGCAGUAUACUAGGACUGAAAGGGCACCUUAUCCACAGAGUACCUCCAAAACCAAUGUUUCCUUGAGUGACCAGUGACCACCUUGCUUGUUGCACUAGCGCGCAUUUCUUGGCUGCCUUCAAGGCUUUAUUCAGCUAAGAUACCGCCACAGAAAGGUACAGCAGUCAACAGAGUAGGGUACACUGGGAACAUCAAAAGCAAACAAAUACAACACAAAUAACAGAAAGAAAACAACUAUUCGCUAACGAAAAACACAAUGCAGCUAAACAUUCAAACAGGUCAUUAUGACAAAUGCCAAUUCACCACAUUCACCCCAGCUUUAAUAACAUUGUUAUACCCUAUGAAAUAUCAAUAUUUUACAGAAAUAUCAAACAUAUUCUUACAAAAAUACGAUUAUAGUGCCGUAUUACAAGUUUCAUUAAGCACAGGAAAAUUAAUCAUAGGUCAGACAAUCUACAGGACAACGUAUGCGUUGUGAACAUGUAAGGACAUCUGACAACUUAUCACCAUUAUUAGAAGUUGUAGCAUUAUCAUUGAUAGACUGUUCUAGAUCCUGUGUUUUAGAAGCAUCGUCUUUAUUGACAGUUUCAACCUCAUCCACAGGUAAAUAGAUAUAAGUGUUUUCAGCAAGCCGUGUCUAGCCGGUCUCCGGUGUUGAUGGCACAAUGUGAGGAUAUCGUGCUAAAUCACUGAUAGCCACAGUAUUUUCAUGUCCGUCUUUAAGCCCCACAGCCUGGGGAUAUAUACGAUCACCUAUAGCUUCGGUGCAGUGCACGGAUAUUGUAGAUAAACAAUCAAGAUUUGUCGCCAUACAGUUUGAACGAAUUUUGCUGGAAAAAUUUUCCUAGUUCCAUAUAUCACUAUUGACAACUUUUCAUAUCACCCUAUAAGAAUGUGAGUAAGCUGAGAAGUGCUCCGUCCUGCUCGAGGUGGUAUGGGGGAAUGUCAUCACAAAUCCCCAUCCAAGGAUGGGUCGUAAAUAUUUUACAAUAAAUAUGCUAAGAAUUUGUUCCCCGUUUUGUUUCUUAUCUUUUAUAUUGUUUGAGCUGUAAUUUCAAUUUGACAAAAUAAAAUAAAAAAAUAUAUGAAAGAACACUUAUCUUUGUAAAAUAAGCAUAUUUUUUACAACUGUCAGGGAAAAGAGGCCUGCAAGGGGAAUGAAAUAUUCACUUGCAACUUCCCAUGGAAGGUACAGAAAUGUUUUUAUAAUUUUUUCUUAUACCAAGUGAAUAUACAUAUCUUCGUCUUUCCACUGAUGAGUUUAUUUUUUUUUAGUUUUUCUUUUAAAUUGGCCAUCCUUAAAUUUAUUCCAGUCAUGGGUGUGUGCAUUAGUGUAUAAUAGCCCAGAUUGUGGGGGUUAAAUCUAGCUUGUGCGUAUGAAGGGUUCGCUUCUAGUAGUUCAGCUUCCUCAAUGAGAGGAUCUUCCUUUCUAUGCACGUCUUCUCAGAAGAGCAGUUCCCGGUUCACACAACCAUGUGGGAAGACUCAUUCCUUAGGAAGCCUUUCGCUGAAACACGAACAUUCUCUCAUGGGGGGUUCGACCAGUAGGAGUGGAAAACAGGGUGCGAAUCGAAUGCCAUGCAUCAUCAAGAACCGUUUCUGUCGAAGAGUGGCAAGGCGAUGUCGAGAAACAAUUUCGUUCACAGACUGCAUAAAAACCUUAUUCUGUUUUGUGAUGGAGUCACUGUAAGUAGAUCAAUCAGAUAUGAGCUCAAAGUUCUCAGGCGAUAAUGCAUUUGCAAGCAUACCCACAGAAGCAUCGUUAGUUUCUUCAGUAGCAUUUUUGUAUCGUGAAAAGAUGAACAGCCAAUGCUUGAAGACUCAAGCAGCAUGUGCGGACAUAGGUGGAAUAUUGAGACGUUCUGGCCGAAGAGCUAAUUUCAUUCUGCAGUCAAAUAUGCAAGUUGUCUUCGCUGAAUAAAUUGUAAUUAACACCACAGAGAGUUACAGCAAUCAACAGAGUAGGGUACACUGGGAAUGUCAAAAGUAAAUAAAUACAACACAAGCAACAGAAAGAAAACAACCAUUCGCUAACGACAAACACAAUGCAACUAAACAUUCAAACAGGUCAUUAUGACAAAUACCAAUUUACCACAUAUAUGGUAUAUACAGAGCACUGGUGGGAGUCAGUGCUGUUUUUGCCACAACUUGAUUGGGUGCUUCUACAUGGCAUAGUCUGUGUGCCAUUGUCUUGGUUCUGGUUGUUGUCAUUUUUAGUUUUGCAGAUGGUGUGGGCCGUAUUUUGUAAAGUCAUGGAGGUCUUCAGCAACUCGCAGGCUUUCCUUAAUAGCUCUGCCUUGGAGUUGUGUUUGGUAUUGAGAGGAGUGACUUGCAUGUUUGCUGGUAAAUUGUGUAACCCUAUUUCCUUUGCCAAGUUAACCCUCUUCAUUUUCCCAACUAUUUUGAGUUCUGGCAAUAUCUGAAGGGAUUCCAGUUUAUUCCAGGAUGCCCUCUCUAUAAAGUUUCCCAGUUAUGUGUUCAGCAGGUCAAGGGAUCAUCUUGUGCAAAUGGGUGGAAGUAGGGAGAAUUUUCCUAUUAAGGGCUUGUGUAGGUCCUGUACUCGAUCCUCUUGCCUAGCAUGUUCAGCCAACAUGUGGUGCAAGGAAGAAGCCUUCUGGGAUCACUUCAAGACCAUGAUCCACCAUAGAUAUAGAGUGGUGAGAUUGGACAGCCUAUGACAGCCAAACUAGUUUGUGACGUGCACUGCCUGGUGCCAUCACUAUGUGUUAAUUAUUAUGUAAAAAAUGACGCAACCCAUACAAUCUAAUGGAAAACCCUGUACUCUUUAGAAGAUGUUUCCUCAGCUGUCCUUCAAGACUGUCAAAUCAAUUAUGCACCAUUUACUAAUUACAAUAUGUAUUGUAUACAGAAAUUAAAAUAUUAAAAUUUUGCUGGUAUGUAUAAAUAAAGUUUUGCAGAUAUGGAGACAUUACAAUUUUAUGAUCAUGCUGCAUUGACAGCCAAUUUUCUCAGCAGUCUUCAAAGAUUGAUAAAUGAUCCUUGAAGCAUUUACCAAGGACAAUGUGUACUAUAUGUAGAAAUAAAACUAUUUAUUCUAUC
Macrobrachium nipponense is the source of this 7581-nucleotide messenger RNA. RefSeq lists its product as uncharacterized. The coding region runs from base 74 to 1747 and encodes 557 amino acids. The transcript has 3 exons. NCBI's taxonomy places the organism in Eukaryota, Metazoa, Arthropoda, Malacostraca, Decapoda, Palaemonidae. The record is from RefSeq and is a predicted model, not a curated record.